Molecule: messenger RNA, 2683 nt
Organism: Candoia aspera
Lineage: Eukaryota; Metazoa; Chordata; Lepidosauria; Squamata; Candoiidae
Product: phospholipid phosphatase 3-like
Exons: 7
Coding region: 580-1539 (319 amino acids)
Biological process (GO): phospholipid metabolic process; phospholipid dephosphorylation; signal transduction
Cellular component (GO): plasma membrane
Molecular function (GO): phosphatidate phosphatase activity
Source: RefSeq, a predicted model, not a curated record
CGGGAAUCUUUCGGCGGCUUGCAGGAUCCUUCCCAGGCCCUGGGCACGGAACAUUACGAUGAUGGCCCACAGUGAUGAGGGGCAGGGGGCUGGCUCGGGGACCCACUGCGCGCCGCCCCGAUCUCUCGUCCUUCGCCCCUCCCUGUCGAUCUCUUCUGCUUCCCAAGAGUCCAGGGGCAAAUCGACUCGGAAGUAAGCCGAGGGGCUUACGCGCAAGUGCACGUGCGAUCCAAUUCAAUCAUUCUAUGACGUGAAUUGGAUCGCAGCCGUCUCGCGACUUCCUCUCCCGCUCGGUUUCUCCGGCAACUCAGCCGAGCAGAAGGGAGAGCGAAGCGGACGCGUCAGGGAAGGAAAGGGAAGGAACCAACGAAGGGCCAGCAGCGACCGAGUUGAGCCCAGCCGAGAUUCAACCUCACCGGGAAAGAGAGAGUGGGAUAGGAUUAAGUCCUCUCGCUUCCCGUCCUAGUUCUGGAGUCGCCGACCGGGACGCGCGUGGCUUGAAGGAGAAAGCGAAGACGCCAGGGCUAAGGAACUGGAUCCAGCUUGAUCCUGCAGAGGGCAAGCUGACCUGAACAGAUCAUGCAAAAGGAUCACUCUGAACUCCUUCCUACUCUGGCCCAGCAGCCUUUGCAGUGGCAUAGUGAACACAGAGAGGUCCGGGUGACUGUGCGGAGCUCAAGAAUCCAACCCAGUGGCUUUGCUCCUCCAGGGGCAUUGCUGAGGAAGACCUUGGUGGCUGUGGAUAUUGUAUGUUUACUUGUGGCCUUCAUCCCAUUCUUCAUCUGUGAAGUUGGCCUCAUUUCUCCAGUGCGCCGUGGCUUCUUCUGCAACGACAGUAGCAUCAGCUACCCCCUGCAUCAUCCCGAGACCAUCCCCGACACAGUGCUGAUUGCAGCAGGCACCCUCAUCCCCUUCUUAGCAAUCACUGUAUGUGAAAUCUUCCAUGUGCACUAUCUUCCUCGCAGUUCACACUCUGUAAUCUUCAAUCCUUAUGCGGCUGCCCUCUAUAAAGAAAUUGGGGCCUUCCUUUUCGGCUGCAGUGUUGGCCUGUCGCUCACUAACAUAGCAAAAGUUGCCGUGGGUCGCCUCCGUCCACAUUUUCUGGCUGUUUGUCGGCCUAAUUUCACUCACAUCAGCUGCUCUGCUGGAUACCUGGAGGACUAUCUUUGCACUGGUAGCCAGGCUAAGGAAAAAGAGGCCAGAAAAUCCUUUUACUCUGGCCAUGCCUCUUUUGCCAUGUAUACCAUGAUGUACUUGGUGUUCUACCUGCAGGCCCGGUUCACCUGGCAAGGUGCUCGACUGCUCCGCCCACUGGUCCAGUUUGUGUUACUGGUGUUGGCCAUGUACACAGGACUGACUCGCAUUUCAGACUAUCGGCACCAUCCAUCCGAUGUGGUUGUGGGAUUGCUCCAAGGAGCGCUUGUAGCCUACUGGGUGGCCUUCUAUGUUUCCAGCAUGUUUCACUGCAAGCAGCAGCGUCAUCCUGUGCCUUCGAGCCUCUUGGACAGUCCCAGCUCAGACCAUCACACUGAUUGCUAGGAAAGGCUCAAGGACAGGCAGAGACUAUCUCUGCUUUGUUCACUGCUGGGCCGUAACCAGUUGAGCCACUCGCUGGCCAUUCACUGCUGUAUGGACUGCAUAGGCACACUGGGACAGUCAUUGCCAGCCUGGGGCUCUUUGGAAGCUUUUGGUCAUUGCUGUACCAACAGCCACUGCUGCAUCAAUUGCUGGAAGCAUCAAAAGGAAAAGCAAGUGGUGCCCUCCUGGAGGUAGCUGAGGGCACCUCUACACAAGCACAAAAGAUCUCACCUUCUGCCAAGUGUUAUAUAGGACAGCCUGGUUUUCGUUGGGACAGGAAUAUAUUAGACCACUCCACACUUCUUCUUGAACUUCUCUCCCAUUGAAAAACACCAUGCCUACAUCACCACUGCCUGUUAAGCUUUCUUUCAGAACACAAAAAUCAACUUUUUUAAAAAAUGGUGUUAUUCAGGAAGAGUCGCCCUUCCUGUUCAUUGAUAUUGAGAUGAUCUCAUCCCUGAAGUAUUCAUGCACUCAGAUUGUGUUGCUUGGAGAAUGACAACCAAUGCCGCAACUAGGGUCUGUGUCACCUGGGGCAGACAUGGAUUCCACACCCAUUUUGGCGCCCCCCCAGUGCUCAUUUUGGCACCCCUCCCAGCGCGGUGCCCAGAGCACAUGCCCUGCUUUCCCCCAGACUAGUUGCAGCCCUGAUGACAACUGUGGAAUAUUUAGUGCCUGUUGUUCUAGUGAUGCAUUUCUGCUGCUUGAAAGGCAAUUGUGUGUCUUGCAGAAAUGUACACAUAGAAGGAAUUAAUCAUAAAUUCUGAAAGUAUAGAUGGGAAGAAAGUACCUAAACUAGUCAUUUCCAAACUGGCAUCUUCCAAUUCUGUUGGGAUAGCAUCUCCCAGCUUUGUGGCCAAAGCCUGGCUAGCUUAAAAAUUUAAGGAGUUAUAGAUCCAGCCUGAUGGGUGCUAGAUUGAAGGAAAGCGGUGUAAAAAACUCAUGAAAGACCUGAUUAGACCUUCCUAUCCUCUAAGCCUGACCUCUUCCUACCCCCUAUAAUGUGAAAGUUAUUUUCGUAAUAAAUGGUACUGACAAUCAUCUAAUUUAAUGGUUGAGACUAGAUAAAAGUUAGUUUGUAAACAUCAAAUAACCUGUGCCUGGA